Molecule: messenger RNA, 711 nt
Organism: Prorocentrum cordatum
Lineage: Eukaryota; Dinophyceae; Prorocentrales; Prorocentraceae
Source: the annotation of a GenBank genome assembly
CGCCGACGCAAAAGUGUGUUCUUUGUGUCACGGGGCGCCUCUGCCCUCCUUAGGGAGGUGAAGGCACGCCGCCGUGGAGGUCUGCAUGGGCUGUGCGCGCGUGAUGUACUGCGGCAUCGGCUUCGCGAGCAAGCUGGGCAGGGGCUGCAGGAGGCUCGUCGGCGCGUGCUGGCGGGGGGCGCUCUUCACGCGUGGCGUUGCUCUCUCCGCCUACGCGCGUUUCCGGAAGUCCCUGAACGUGGUCGUGAGUUUCGGCCUGGGGUGCUCACGCUGGUUGGCCAAGAGUAUUGGCGCUGUCCUCGUGCCCCCGUGGCCCCAUGGAGCGGGUCAGCAGCUGGCGGUGCCCAUGUCAGCGUGGCUCAUGUACCACACUUGGCUGCUCCGCCUCUUCGUGGCGCUCAGGUACCCGCUCGGUCGUCUACUUGUGCGCGGUGCUCUUGGUCUUGGGCAGCCCAGCUUCCCUGAGCGGAUUGCCAGCGCCUUCACCACUUGCUGCGUUCGUGGCCUCGUCGCGGUGCUCGGAGCCCCAUACGCGACUGCGCCCUGGAGUUAGAUGCUCUGGAGGCCGAGGCGGCCAUCCAGAGGCACAAGUGGCGCCGACGCCGGCGCGGGAGGCCGCGGUGAGCCGCCUGAGUUCUGCUUCGUGUUUCAGAGGGCGGAGGUCCGGCAUCAGCAUGCGUGCCAGUCUGUGCUUGCACCCGCUGUCGUUGU